Molecule: messenger RNA, 1110 nt
Organism: Syzygium oleosum
Lineage: Eukaryota; Viridiplantae; Streptophyta; Magnoliopsida; Myrtales; Myrtaceae
Product: serine/arginine-rich splicing factor RS31-like
Exons: 6
Coding region: 20-913 (297 amino acids)
Biological process (GO): mRNA splicing, via spliceosome
Cellular component (GO): nuclear speck
Molecular function (GO): RNA binding
Source: RefSeq, a predicted model, not a curated record
AAUUUCGCUAGUAUCGCCGAUGCGAUUGGUGGUGAUACGAUUGCAAAUCCUGUCGUCGUCGUCGUCGUCGUCGUCGUCUCGGUCCUCUAGGGUUUCCUGUCAUCGAGCGCCAUCGAAUCCCCAGUCCGAGCUUCCACAGUGGAAACCUUCGGGCUCUGUUCGCGCAGCCGAGAUGAGGCCGGUCUUCGUGGGCAACUUCGAGUACGAGACUCGCCAGUCGGAGCUCGAGCGCUUGUUCUCCAAGUAUGGCAGGGUGGAGCGCGUCGACAUGAAGUCUGGGUUUGCUUUCGUUUAUUUUGAGGACGAGCGUGAUGCUGCAGAUGCCAUUCGUGGCGUGGACAAUAUGCCAUUUGGUUAUGACAGGCGCAGGUUGUCGGUGGAGUGGGCUAAGGGAGAAAGGGGACGGCAUCGAGAUGGUUCUAGGUCGGUGGCGAACCAGAGGCCCACUAAGACUCUUUUUGUUAUCAACUUCGAUCCCAUUCGCACAGGAGUUCGUGACAUAGAAAGACACUUUGAACCUUAUGGGAAGGUUCUUAAUGUUCGUAUACGUCGGAACUUUGCAUUUGUGCAGUUUGAGACUCAAGAGGAGGCUACAAAAGCUUUGGAGUGCACUCACAUGAGCAAGAUAUUAGACAGAGUUGUCUCAGUUGAAUAUGCUUUGAAGGAUGAUGGUGAGAGGGAUGAAAGAUUGGGCAGCCCUAGAAGAGGAGGUCAUGGUCGGCGUGCGGAUAGUCCUUACAGGAGGUCACCUAGCCCACUGUAUCAUCGGCGACCAAGUCCUGAUUAUGGUCGAGCUCGAAGCCCAGUGUAUGAUCGAUACAAUGGUCCAGCUGGCCCAGCUUAUGACCGUCAGAGGAGCCCAGAGUAUGGCAGAUACCGCAGCCGCUCUCCUGUUCGAAGAUCGAGAACUUGAAGAUCCUUGAGAAGCUCAGUAGAAUGUGGAGAUUAAACCAAAUAGAUAGCUGCAGACUUGUUACUUGUCUAGUUUUAGGGACUUUUUGUGGAGAUUGAAGUCGUAAUGCUACUCUAUCUCUGGACCUGCCUGUUGCUCUUAAAUGAUCUCUGGAUGAUCAUUAAUAUUGAACCAUCUUGCUUUCUUGCUUUUGGUAA